ACGUGCAUCGAGAAGCAUGUAACUGGAUAUUUACUGUCACAGCACUUCGGAGCAUUUUUUCUCCAACUUGGAUCUAUUGAUGACGAUAUUGGAUAUGUGCAAGCGGGAUGAAGAGAACCCCUUUCCUGUCCGCCGAAGUAAAAUAAAAUAGGGUUUCAUACACAUUGGAGUUACUCCUCUCAUUCCCUAUGAAGAAGCCAAACAUUUGGAUACACACCUGUGUCCAUUUUUUGCUGUAUAUCACAGUUGCUGCCUAUUCCAGUGAAUUUGGGAACCCUAUAACAGAUGACAUCAAGAAAAUUCCAUUGUUGAGGCAGAAUAUACCAAAAGAUUACAAGAUCACUGUACAGUACAUCCCUAAAGAAGUCUUCCAGAAGAGUGACAUGUGUUGGGUGAAGUUAAACGUAUAUCGCUUGGAGGAGAGUUUAAAGAUCCUGGGCCAAAAGUUUGGAAACAUUUCCUCCAAUAAAGAUAAUAUAGAAAAAUUCGUUCAAAUACUGCGCGAGAUGCGACAUCAUAUUGGAUCUGGCCUGGAGGGGGUGAUGCUAGAAUUCCAGUGUCACUACAGAGAAGAAAAAUGGCAGACAGGACAUUACUUCGAAUUUGUCGAAGAUUUUUUUGUAACUGCCAACUCCUCGAAAGGGGAUGAAGACUGUGAACCCCCACCAUGCCCCACAACGACGACGACAACAACAACAACAACAACAACAACAUUAGCAAAAACAAGAACACAGUAUUCCUCUAAAGUGUACAUUAAUCCUACUCCAGAUCAGAUUGGAGUAUCAGUAGGGGGAGAACACAGACGAGUCCUUUCAGAAGCGGUGGAGAGAAGCCUUCUGUCUCUACUCCUUAUUCCUUUCUUUGCCAUUGUUUUUUUGUUUGUCUGGAAGAUUAAAUCCAGAAGAAAUGCCCUUCAGCUUGAGAGGAGAGAAGAGGGUCCUUCUCUCUUCUCUGGAGUAGAGACCAGCGCUCCACAGCUAGACGACGACAUACCUGAGAAGAACCGAUUAAGUGUUAUCAGGACAGUGUAAAUCUUACACCUUCAUCGAGUCUGACUGUACAGUGGACAUAAAAAAAGCAACUGAAAAGAAAGCAUACAGACAUCACACAUUUCUCCUUGAUUCUCCCAGCACCUGAUGGGACAUCCGUGGGCUUCAUACACAGUACUGGUCUUUUGAGAACCAAUAAUGUUGUUCAGAACCAUUUCUGAACCAUUGGGGAGUAAGCCUUCCCCCCGCCCCCCCUAACCCCCCCAAAACCCCCCCACCCCCCCUUCGCUGGAGGUUGUUUACUUAGUGUAUACAAGGAGACUGUGCAGAGAGACAACAUCAGCCUACUUUGGGAUCGUCUAGAAAAUGGACAGAUGAAUACAUACUAGAAACUAUGCCCAUUUUCACAUACUCCAAUUCAAAUAGCAUUGCAUGAAAGAGGAAAAGAGGGCAGUUGAAGAAGAGGGCUCUCUGUCGGUGAAGUGAACUUUGGAAUGAACUACCUCCACAUGCACUGGUCCCAGUCCUUUUCUACCUUUUGUCUCACCAAACCCUCUCUCUUUCCUCUUCCUCUUCCUCUUCACCCUGCUCCUCCUCAAAUUUGGGGUUUUCCCCACUAACUGUAUUUCAGUCUAUAUGUUGGAAUCAGUAAAAUUAUUCUCAGAUUGUAUCAGCUUUAUCAUUUUUUUUUCAUCGUCCUAACUGGUGUUGUGGAUUUUAUUUAUUUAUUUUCUCCUAAUGAUGAGAUGGCCUGAAAGGAUUUACAGUUCCUGCAUGGUAUUAAAUAGUGAUUGAGAUUGUUUUUAAAAUAUGAUAUGUAUAUGCCAUUAUACUUAUUCAUGCCUGUGCUCCAACCAUAUGGUUAA
Messenger RNA from Chanos chanos (milkfish), 1855 nucleotides. RefSeq names its product kit ligand a (gene kitlga). Gene Ontology annotation, biological process: positive regulation of cell population proliferation; cell adhesion. Bases 189 to 1031 code for a protein of 280 amino acids. The record is from RefSeq and is a predicted model, not a curated record. Gene Ontology annotation, molecular function: stem cell factor receptor binding; cytokine activity. Gene Ontology annotation, cellular component: plasma membrane. NCBI's taxonomy places the organism in Eukaryota, Metazoa, Chordata, Actinopteri, Gonorynchiformes, Chanidae. The transcript has 9 exons.